CUUUCCAAAUCUCUAUCAUACGGAUCAUUAUCAGCUAAAUGUUUGGAAGUAUCAUCACCAUUUGGCUGCCUGUUCAUAAGUUUGAAACCAUGCAUUCCUCCCUGUUUCUCAUCUUCUGUUUGGCAAUCUCCAUCUCACUUACAAGUGGAGAACAACUCAUCUUAGCAAACAACUGCAAUGAAAGUGUCUGGCCUGGAAUACUCGGCAAUUCAGGCCACCAGACGCCAAUGGGUGGCGGUUUCCAUCUCGGCAGAGGCAAGCACGUAGUGGUCGAAGUGCCGAAGAAGUGGUCAGGCAGGAUUUGGGGCAGGCAAGGCUGUUCUUUUAGCCGUGAAGGAAAAGGCUCGUGCGACUCGGGAGACUGUUCAGGCAGAUUACAUUGUAGAGGCACUGCUGGUGUUCCUCCAGCCACUAUUGUUGAAGUAACUCUGGGAUCAUCUAUUUCACCAAUGCAUUACUAUGAUGUUAGCUUGGUAGAUGGCUUCAACUUGCCUCUUUCAAUGAAGCCAAUUGGGGGUGGAAUUGGCUGUGGCAUUGCGUCCUGUGAUAUUGAUGUCAACAUUUUCUGUCCAUCAGCAUUGGAAGUGAAGAAGAACGGAAAAGUGGUGGGCUGCAAGAGCGCCUGUUUAGCCAUGCAAUCAGCCAAGUACUGCUGCACAGGGAAGUAUGCUAACCCCAAAACCUGCAGACCCACUCUAUUUGCCCAUUUAUUCAAAGCCAUGUGCCCCAAGGCUUACACCUAUGCUUUUGACGACCCGUCCAGCCUUCGUAAAUGUAAGGUUUCGCGUUACGCCAUCACAUUCUGCCCUUCCAUGUGAGGACGAUUCCAGGUUACUGCAGAAAAAAGUCUACCAUGACAGUACAAAAAUAAUGCCUUGCUGCAGAAUUAGAAGCUCUUGUACGUUUUCUAUCUUAUUUUUGUUAGUUACUCAAGAAAUAGACUCCAAUAAGCAUCUGUUGAAGAUUUUGCAUUCUAUGUCAAUAUAAAUAUCCUGUUACGCAUAUUAGUUCA
Molecule: messenger RNA, 1012 nt
Organism: Cucurbita moschata (crookneck pumpkin)
Lineage: Eukaryota; Viridiplantae; Streptophyta; Magnoliopsida; Cucurbitales; Cucurbitaceae
Product: thaumatin-like protein
Exons: 2
Coding region: 39-818 (259 amino acids)
Biological process (GO): defense response
Cellular component (GO): extracellular region
Source: RefSeq, a predicted model, not a curated record